Mya arenaria is the source of this 1063-nucleotide messenger RNA. RefSeq lists its product as uncharacterized. The transcript is spliced from 4 exons. NCBI's taxonomy places the organism in Eukaryota, Metazoa, Mollusca, Bivalvia, Myida, Myidae. The record is from RefSeq and is a predicted model, not a curated record. Bases 127 to 687 code for a protein of 186 amino acids.
AAUAUUAUGUUUUGUUAGUGCAACUACCUGCGACGGGUUAAGUGGAGUCGCUUGUUGAAUGGCUCGUUUAAAACAAGCCUUUAAGAAAUGAUUAAUAAGAGAAAAUAAGACUAAAUUAGUAAAAAAAUGAGAGUUUACAUCAGGCUUGUUUGGAUUUUAAGCCUUAUUUCUAUUUCACAAUGUCGAUCGCCGUAUACAAACAAAUACUUCUUCAAAAUCAAACCGGAUGACAUACCGGAAGUGAGGGCGAAGUUACUUAACUACCAGUUUGAAUUCAAAAAUAAGAUAAUAGAUGGCAUUUACGUUUUUCAACUAACGAAUUCAACGGACGGCUAUGUGAUGCCAAUGAAACGGAUUCAUCAACUGAUCGAGGAGUUUGACGGAAAGGUAGAAGACAUUGAGCAGUGCAGAACAUGGUUUGGGACUCAGACUGGUUUCUAUGAAGAAAACAAAACCCUUGACACAGGAACGGGCUCGAAUGUGUCUGUAAUUGAAACUGACAGACAUCGGAGACAUGCGCCGGAUCUCUCUAUUCCAGUAGCAAUAAAAGUGACUUCUGCCGUAGCAUCAGCUUUGAUAUUCAUGGCUGCAGUUGGAUACAUAAUGCACAGGAGACGGGAGCGGAAUAAACAAAAUAAAAACAUGGAACUAGAGAAUGAGCCAUUAAAGAAAUUUGUUUCUGUAUAAGUACAUGUUACAUUCCUCACCAUGACGAACGUUUGUAUCCUGUUAUAGGUACAUACUACUUUGCUCAAGACAUUCUAUGGCAAACAGUUAUAAACUGUGUGAGUUUUAUUGUGUUGAUUAUAUUUUGCAUUGUUUUAACAGCGAAUGUUAAAAGAUACGUAUAAAUCACAUUAUAUGUAAAGCUUAUCCCUUAAGAAGCUUACUAUUUCUUCUUCUUUGAUUCUACUCACAAACAGCAUUAUGAUAAUAAUAUCAGAACGUAUUAUUAUACAUGGCUUGUUAUUUGUUAUAUUUAUAUCCGUAACAUUCUUAAUUAAACAGCCUGGAUAUAAUUUUAUGUUGAUUUACAAAAUAUCUAUAAACAUCCAUUUGUAUA